Molecule: messenger RNA, 965 nt
Organism: Xenopus tropicalis (tropical clawed frog)
Lineage: Eukaryota; Metazoa; Chordata; Amphibia; Anura; Pipidae
Product: heat shock protein beta-11
Exons: 1
Coding region: 170-796 (208 amino acids)
Source: RefSeq, a predicted model, not a curated record
AUUAUGUUAUGUAUUGUGAGGUUUACCAACAGUAAAACAUGCAAGGCAGGGCUCUGGAAAUCCCUGGAAGCAUUUGGGACGGGUAUAAAACCCUCUGCAUUUGACUUCUCUUGAACAAACCUUCAGAGCAGAUUGUGAGCUUUCAGAAGAAGACCUCUCGCAGACCAUUAUGCUUUGUCUUCACCUCCAGAGGAGACCCUCCCCGAGCUUCAUGAACUCCUUCUUACAGCCACUUUGGCCAGCCUCCAGAGAUGUCUUCUCAGACUUGGAACAGGAGAUGAUCCGGACUGUAGAGAAGAUAAAAUCGAGCUUUGAUCUCAUGGAGCAAUUCCACCAGAAGCUGUUGCAGGAGGUGACAGUUCAGCAGAACAAAACGUUGCCGGUGCUAAACGGCAGUGAUGCCAAAGCCACCGAUAAAGGCUUCACGCUGUGUCUGGGAGUUGAAGAUUUCUCGCCUGAAGAGCUCACCGUCAAACUGCUGGGAAGAAAGCUGCUGGUGACUGGGGCAAAGGAGUCAAAGUGUAAUGAUGGGAAAGGCUCCUUCUCGUACAAAUGUCAGAUAUUCAGGAAAGAGGCAGAUCUUCCCAUGAAUGUAAGAGAGGACAAGCUAAGCUGCACUAUGACUGCUGAGGGCAAGCUGCUUAUAGAAGCCCCAGAGGGACUGAGCCCAGCUGAGGAGGGACGGAACGUGCCCAUCCAGCUUACAGGAAGCCCAGCUAUAACACAGGCUACAGAAGGGAGUUCUGAAGGGAUAAAAGAACCAGAAACUCCAAAUCCUAAGUUAAUGGACAAAUAAACAGAGACUUGAUUUUAAAUAACAUUUGUUUUUCUGCCUAAUAAUUAAAUGACAUCUUUGUCCGAAAGAAGGAUGAUCUGGAAUUAAUAUUUGUGUUAAAAGGGUAAUUUAUAUAUAUACAGCUGCAGUCAAAUCUGUAUUGAAUAAAGGUUAUAUUUUUAAAUAUGAA